AUGCUUCGCGGCCUUCAGCAGCACUCGCAGCCACGCCCAAGCCACCGCCACAUUUCGGAGCAGGAGCACCUCUACCAUCUGCAGCAGCAGCAGCAACUGCAGCAGCAGCAGUUGCAGCAGCAAAGGCUGCUGCAACAACAUUUGCUGCAGCAGCACCAGCCCUUGCAUCCACAAGAAGAAGACCCUUCACAGUGGGACUAA
This is a messenger RNA of Eimeria tenella, 201 nucleotides long. RefSeq lists its product as uncharacterized. Lineage: Eukaryota; Apicomplexa; Conoidasida; Eucoccidiorida; Eimeriidae. Bases 1 to 201 code for a protein of 66 amino acids. The record is from RefSeq and is a predicted model, not a curated record. The transcript has a single exon.